Sebastes umbrosus (honeycomb rockfish) is the source of this 7292-nucleotide messenger RNA. RefSeq names its product KN motif and ankyrin repeat domains 4 (gene kank4). The record is from RefSeq and is a predicted model, not a curated record. The coding region runs from base 897 to 5648 and encodes 1583 amino acids. The transcript is spliced from 10 exons. Lineage: Eukaryota; Metazoa; Chordata; Actinopteri; Perciformes; Sebastidae. Gene Ontology annotation, cellular component: cytoskeleton; cytoplasm. Gene Ontology annotation, molecular function: protein binding. Gene Ontology annotation, biological process: negative regulation of actin filament polymerization.
GAAGCUGGAAUCAGCAAAUGCUAGACAAUUUUGCCCGAUAAAUAACUUUAAAUGAUUAAUUGAUUAUCAUAGUUGUCGAUCAUCUAAUCAAUGUGAGCCCUCAUCACAGGUCAUGACCUCAGUUUGGACAUGGAAGUGAUUUUUCCUUCUCAGAUCGUUUCAUUUGAACGAUUUUUAGAGACAUGAAGCAGUGAAAAUAUCCAAUAUUUCACAAGAUUAAUCAACCUUUUCACCAAGUUCAACUCAUUAUUUUUGCCACGAAGACUGUUAUUGCUUUGCUCUCCCAUCAGCUAGUAUAUUUAUUUUCACUGAAAGCCCCAUCAGACAUCAGUCGAGAGAGUGUGUGUGUGUGUCUGUCAGUAAAAGGGGGUUAAUGAGAUCCAUUAUGAGUGUAUGCAUGUGUGUGUAACCUCUAGUGCAUAUAUCAGAGAUCACAUGAGGAGGAUUUGUCCCUCGCUCUCUCUCCCUCUCUCUGCAUACUUUAGAGCAUCUGAGAGACUCCCAUUUGAUGCAUGCUGACGAGGUGGGUGUAUCCAGCCCAGCCGCUCUGAUGUUAGGAAGCAGCAACUCCUCCAUCCUACUCAGUCUGCUCUCCUGUUUCAGCCAGCCUGUCUGCCCUCUAGCGUACUACUCUCCUUUCACUCACCACUAUUCAUCACCAUCCAGGAUACAUUUACACAAACCCACGCAGGUAGACAGCAUAUUGUCCUAGUGGACUGAAGAGUUUGGCAGAUAGAUACAGAUAUAUGUACAUUACCUCGGAAAAGAGCGAGAAAGUGGGGAUCUGUAGCAGUGAAGCUGAAGUUUUCUCCCCACUACGUUUUGUGUCCCAAAGGAUACCACACACAGCUGCAGAGGAAGCAAACACAAGUCGAUGACUGAGAACUCCGCCUCCCAUGAUGGACAAGAAAAGUGCCAACGGCUUUCAGACCAAAGCCAGUGAGGGUGGUGUUCAGAGGAAGCAGCUGCCCUACUCAGUGGAAACUCCCUAUGGCUUCCAUCUGGACCUGGACUUCCUCAAGUAUGUUGACGACAUUGAAAAAGGCAAUACCAUCAAAAGGGUCCACAUUCAGCGUAGGGUCAAGGGCCCACCCAAAUUCAGCACUCUGCCCAGAAAUUUCAGCCUUCCUGGGCAUGGGGCCAGGCCUGCCCCUAAGGAAAAGGACAGCACAUGGUCUGGAACAUCCACCCUGGGUCCCAAGCCUAAAUCGCGGGUGACAGAGGUCCAACAGAUCUUCGACUUCAGGGCAAGUGAAGGGGGAACUUCCACCCAGAGCAGGGGGACAACCAGUCAGGGAGCUGGCUACGUUUCAGCAAAGCCCAGAGAUGAAGUAGGAGCUGUGGCCCGGGAUGUUGAAGAGAAAACUGGAGGGAUUCAAAGCCGUCCGAACCUGCUCCGAGCAUCAAGCAUGCCCAUCACCCUACCACAGCGGAAAGGUUCUGAUUCAAGCAGUCCAGACCGUGUUGUGGUGACACCAGAGAGUGGCUCGACGGAGAACGUGUUCCGUGCCUCACCGGACAUAACAGAGAGACGGUGUGUUCCUCAGGAUCGGACAGGGCUGCACCAGCAGAUCACAGUGGCACUGAAGCGGGUCAGAGAGCUGGAAGAGCAGGUGAAAACCAUCCCAGAACUCAAGGCUCAGAUCUGCUCACUGAGGGAGGAGAGGGAGAAGCUACUGCGUCAGCUCCAAGCCCAGCUCCAAGCCCAGGCCCAAGCCCAGGCCCAAGCCCAAGCCCAAGCCCAAGCCCAAGCCCAAGCCCAAGCCCAAGCCCAAGCCCAAGCUUCCACAUCAUCCUCUACAAUAGCACCGAAUUCUGAUUCUGGGACACGCACUCAGCAACAAGGACAGAGACCUUCAGAAGGGCUCAACUUAGCUCUGAUGACUCAACCCCUGGGCGGUUUAGACGCUUCAGAGCAUGUGCCAACAAAGCUGGUAACAGGGAAAGGGAAACAAGGUGUUACAGAGAAAAGUAAAAAAGAGAGGGAGAUAAAUCAGGAAUCUUUGAAGAGUUCCUCAGCACAUGGAGAAAUGGGUGGGUUGUCAGAGCAAGAAACCCAGCCGUUAGAAAAAUCAGACAAACAAAAAGAGACAUUAGAGAGUCCACUGGAGCAUGCAGUGCAAAAGCUAUCACGGGACAAUGCAGGACAGGAAUUAACAUCACUUAGGGUGGCUAUAAAAGACUCAGAGACUAGCAGUAUUCAAGACGGUGAUGCAGCAAAAGGAGUCAAACUUGAGGACCAAGAAAGUAUGCAAAGUUUGCAGGAGAAGCUAAUGAUACUGGAGGCUAAACUUACUCAGGCUAGCCAAGACCUGGAGAGAACUAAUAGUCGUUUGAAAGAACAAAUGGAUGAGAACAAGGUAAAAGAAGAGAAGAUACUACAACUGAGUGAUGGAGUGAGAGUGGAGGUGUGUUCUCCAGAAGUACAGAGCAGGCCAAGAAGAGAGAGUAUUGACACAGGAACAGAGACAGAGAAAGUUGAUUUUGCCAACCAAGAGACAGAGACAGAAUCACCUGGUACAGUAGAUCAGGGAACAGAUACAGAUAGGAUCUGUAUUGAAGUGUUUGUACCCUCACCAAUGGCUGGAAGUAUAGAUCAAGGAACAGAGACUCAUGAAUUUGACACACAUGAACAGGUGACCGAGGUGGAGGCAGAAGCAGCUGCUGUGAGCCCACCAAGACCCAGAGCCAACAGUAUGGAACGGGGCACAGUAACCGAGAGGAUCCCCACUCAGGAUCAGACCACCGAGACGCCCGUAGCAGAAAGGGUAAACCAAGUCACAGAGACAGAGGGCGAGACGGCAACAGACCAUCCACAGAGGCCGAGGGCCAGCAGUGUAGACCGUGAGACAGAGACGGAGAGAGUGAACACUGUGGACAGGGUGACAGAGACAGUGGAGGCACAGAGGACAGACCAGCAGACUGAGACAGAGGUAGAAAGACGACAGGAUAACAAUCCAGCCAGAGCUGCAGAAUCAGAGAUUCAAGUGAGAGAAAGUGCAGGCAAUGACAGAGUAGAAGAUGUAGGCGCUGUGGCCAGUCAAAGAGUGGAAGAUAAGGAAGCAAAUGAAAGAAUUCAAAUAGAUAGUGGAGACAGUGAAAGUGUGGUCAUGAAAGUUGUAACAGAGAGUUCAAUUACAGUUCUAGAAAGCAGAGUUGAACAAACUGUAGUUUCAGAUAUUGUAAGUCAGGAUGAAGGGCGCACCAGUCCAGUUGUUACAGCAGAAGAAAGUACAGAAUCUAAGAUUGAAGCAGAACAGAAAGACUCAGAAACAAAAGAAAUUGAACCCCCAAAGAGCGAAGUAACGGAAACGCAGCAGAUUGCACUGGAGACUGUAGAGAAGAAACAAACAGCAGAGGGUGUGAUUGUAAGGGCAACAAUCAAAGAAACGGUGGUCACUGACACGGUUGUAGCAGCAGCAGCAGAGAGUGCAGCUGUGAAGACAGUAGUUCCUGUACGACCCCAGAGAGGCCGGAAGCCCUCAGCAGAGCAGGCACAGCCAGUACCUCCUCAGCUUCAGGCUGCACCUGUGCGUCCUCGUAGGGGAUCCAGUGAAACUCAAGCCAAGCAGCCCCAGCCCCAGACAAAAACCCAGCCCAAGGUGCACGUACAGGAUCCACCUCAACCUGAGGCCGAAAUCCCAACACAGCUCUCUGAACCACAGGUAAAACAAACCCCAUCUCCAUCUCAGGAUCAGGACCCCAUCCUAGCAAAGAAGCCUCCUGGGGAGUCUAGUGAGAAACAACCUAAAUCACAACCUCAGACUGAGACUCAGGGCCCGCCUCCGGGCUCCAGUGAAGUACAAACCCGUCCCAAAUCAAUUCAAGCACAGUCUAAAACCACUGCAACUCGACGGGACUCCAAAGAGCAUAAAGCAUCACAGAGGGGAUCCGGUGUAUCGCAACCUCCUAAUCGUGGAUCAGGAGAAGCCCAGACCCGCCCAACUCGCCAGGGGUCAUGUGACGCCCAACCUCAGUCUCAGGGCUCUCGUAGAAGUUCCAGUGAGACUCAACCCCCUAACAAAGAUGCGAGCGUGACAAAAUCACUGCGCAGAGGCUCCAGCGAAACAGCCCAACGUCGUGGUUCAACUGAAACCGGUCGGGAUGCUGGCGAGGCCCAGCCUCCUCGCAGAGGCUCCGGUGAGUCACCAACAUCGCCUGCGGCUUUGGGCCAAGUCGUAACCCGGAUAACGGGGCUUCUGGGCGAGCAGUGGGCACAGCUGGGGAGCAGCUCUGGAACUCAACAGACGGCCAGCCAGCAGGAAAGCCCCAGCACACAGAAACAGACGGCAGGGAAAAGAGCAGAGGCAGGGAAAAGAGCAGAGGCAGGGAAAGGAGCCUCGGCCAAGCCUGCAGGGAAGGCAGUCCCUGCAGCAGCAACAGGGAAACCAGCAGGGAAGCCUGGUCCAUCCAAAAUGAGCUCCAUUCAAAGUCAACUGGUCAGCUCCCUCAGUGUCCUCUCUGCCUUCUACUCCCCAGCCCAGAAAGCAGCUGCUGCCAGCAAACAGCAAGAUCAAGGUCUCAAAUCUAUUAUGAAGAAAAAUGGUGUUGCUGACAAGCAAGGGAGCAAGGGAGCCAAGAAAAACCUGAAGUUUGUUGGGGUGAAUGGAGGCUAUGAGUCCACAUCCAGUGAAGAGUCCAGUGGAGAUGAGAAGUCGAAGGUGGAGGUGGAGGUAGAGGUGGAGGAGGAAGACAGCUCAGAACCAGAGGUAGAGAAGGAAAAGGAGACGGAGCCUCAGCCGGCAGAGAAGCCUGAAGAGGGAUCAGAGACCAAGCAGAAGGAUGAAGAGGUCUCAGCCGAGGGAGGAGGUGAUGUGGCUGCAGAGAAGGAGGCUGAACGAGGCCUGCUGGAUCCAGAAGGCAGCCUGGAAGACCAGGCUGAAGGGGAGAAAGUUGACCAGGGGUUUAUAGACGCCUGCCUCUAUGUAAAAGACCGCAUGGAAGAGGUUUCAUCCCCAGAUAAAGAAAUGCGCCAGGUUUUAGUGGUGCUCUACCAGGAGUGGUUCAAGAUCUCCAGUCAGAAAGACUCGCAGGCCGAUACCGUCAGAUUAUACCUGCGACAAGUGGGCUUGACCACACCCACUCUCCUGCCAUACGUGGUUAACUUGACCGACGGCAACGGGAAUAUGGCCCUCCAUUACAGCGUGUCGCAUUCAAACUUCCCUGUUGUCAAACUGCUGCUGGACACUGGUCUAUGCGAGACAGACAAUGUGAACAAGGCGGGCUAUACGCCAGUGAUGCUCGCUGCACUGACGGCUGCUGAGAGCUCUGAUGACCUGGAGGUGGCGCAACAACUGUUGAAACUAGGUGACGUCAACGCAUGCUCCAGACAGGCAGGUCAGACGGCGCUCAUGCUUGCGGUGUGCCACGGCCGCGUUGCCAUGGUGAAGCUGCUCCUGAGCUGCGGUACGGAUGUAAAUGCCCAGGACCGCGAGGGCUCCACGGCCCUGAUGUGUGCCAGUGAACAUGGACACACAAACAUCGUUCGUAUGCUGCUGGAGACAGGUCGCUGUGACACCAGCCUCAUAGAUAAGAAUGGACAGACAGCCCGGUCGGUGGCAGAGGCAGCCUCCCACCAAGAGAUAAUUGACCUCCUGAAGGCCAACGCUGAGCCCUCUGAGCCCUCGUCUACCACAGACCUCCUCUGAGCCAUGGCCAUCCUGUUUACUUCUCCCCACCACUCCAGCUCGCCAACCCCCCAAUCCUUCAAUUUCCCUCUGCCCACCAACAAAGAGGGACAUGUGGUGACACCAUACAAGACUCUGUAUGGAAAAAAAGUGGGUGAGCUGCUCUGUUUACCGUGGAACUACAUAGAAACCUCUGACACUGGAGUGUAUGCCCACAUUUUUCCUCCACAUCUCUGCCAACAUGCCCCGUGGGUGUUUAUGGAUAUGCUGCAUCAACCACUCGGUGGACAGACAACAAACGGGGCCUGGUAGAAUUGAUGAUAAGACGUGGCCAUGACGACAAGUGUGAUUGACAGGAUAUUCCAAGAGGGAGCAGGGACGGACGAACUGGCAAGCAGAUGAAGAGACACUCUGACGAACUGCUGCUUCUUAUCAUCAACUAGCUCUUCAAGCAAAAUACUAAGCACAUGAUCUACCUUUCAGAUAUAUUAAAUAUGACAUUAUUUCUAUUUUUUUCCUUCAUGACAUCGACAUCAUUCUUUUCAUAUUUGGACAUAAGCCAUUAUUGAGAACAUAGUAUAUGUAGAAUGUUAUUCUAACAGAUUAUAAUCAUGAACAAACACAGAAACUGUAUUUUCUACUGCACUUUUCUAUUGUGUUUGUGUACAGUAGAUAGUCCUCUCUAAUAUCGGUGUCCACAAGAAGCUAUAUAUCUCCAAAAGUGUGAAUUAUAGAGUAGAACGUCUGGUGAAAUUCCCCAUCAUUCAGUGGAUAUUUAACAAUAUUUAUUAAUGUAUUGUUUUUGCCAUAGUAAUGAUAUGUUUCGCAUACGGGGACAUGGGUGAUCGUCAUGUGUGAAUUAUUGGAAAACAAAUGGUUUAGUUGGAGGUAAAAUGUUUCUGUUGGACACAAAAGAAAUGAUUUUUAUAAUUACAUAUAUAACCAGAUUAAAGAAAGUCUUCUAAUAAGAAGUCCUGUUCAGAAGGUGCUGCAUGCCAAUACACAGUUACUCCCCCUACUGUCUGUCCUAUAGUACUAAACAACAGUAUGUUGUAAUACUGUCUGUUCUCAUGAUUAACAUCUCUCUCUCUCGUCCUCCGUCCCUCAGUUCAAAUAUAACGUGUGUCUUGUUCGCCUGCUCGUUUAAAAAUCAAAUCCUGUAUGCAACUGCUACGAAAUGCACAAUGAAUGUCAGGCUGGCUGUGAUACAUUCCAAGAAAACUAUGUAGCAAGUCUAACUAUAUACUGGCAUGGAUCAUGGGACUAACUGAGACAUAGGCUGGCUGACAUAGGAAUGAAUAUUUUUACCAUGUGCGACUAAAGACACUUAAUCUCUAAGAAAAUCUUGAUUAUGAAGAUCUGAUCUGCCUGUCUUUAAGUUACUAACACUGGUUCCCUUUGUUCCUGCCUCAAGGCACUCGUAUUUCAAAAAUGGUAAAGAUGUUAAAACCGAAAGCAAUGGGCUGUUGAUGGCUUGCAGUCCUAAAAGAAGCAAUAUUAAUGAAAAUACUACCUGUUCAAUCAGAAGCUAGAGAGGGAGUGGCUUUGGUCUAGCCUUAAUAGAUGACCGUCCUACAUUUUAGAGGUUAAAUGUGUUCCAGGUCUUUUUCUUCUUCUCUCCACAAGCGUACACCCAUAUUCCUAUAAAGUAUCUUAAAAACAGGA